Molecule: messenger RNA, 582 nt
Organism: Cooperia oncophora
Lineage: Eukaryota; Metazoa; Nematoda; Chromadorea; Rhabditida; Trichostrongylidae
Source: the annotation of a GenBank genome assembly
AUGUCCUCAGGAAUACUCUGGAGUAAGUUCCGACAAUUUACAGUGCCAGACAAACCGUGUUUUGUGCGAACCAGACAACGGUACUUGGUCGGCUUCGAGGAGAAAACUACCAGUGGUAUUGAUCUGAGAACCUGCCUUCAAAACUGCCUUCAAACCGUCACUUUCUACUGUGCAAGUGUUAAUUAUAACGAAUAUGAAAAGCUCAUAAACUCGCCGUCCGACUAUUACGAAAAUGAAUGCAGCCCCGAACAGAACUCUGAUCAUAAAGUGAGCAACUCGACCACAAGUCGCUCGGCGGUGGCAGAGCGUUGCUUCGCUGUUUAUCCAAAUACGAUGCUACUCAAUCUCGAGUCACACCUCCUUCAAAGAGUUUCCACACUAGAACAAUGCCAAGAGGAGUGUUUGAAAAGGAGCGGUGUCAAAGGUAUCCGACCAUGUGGGGCACUGAACUGGAUCCCACACGCUAGAAGCUGCAUGCUAUUUGAAGUUGGAUUCGACAGGCAGCUGAUCGUGCCAAGUUCACAUGUCCAGUUCAUCGUAAACAAAUGCACAGGUAAGAUGGAUGUUAAAUCCAGCUUUUAA